GCUUCGAGAUUGAUGGCUUAGCUUGUUCUCGCAUUUCCGUUGACGUGCGUCCGGUUGAGACAGAUAUACCUAGACCAUCUUGGUUGUACUCCGAAAUUCCUAGUCGCCGACGCUUAUGUUUACUAAUUCAAACAUUGAAUCGAGUGAAAUUAUACGGCAGAUCGGAUUCAGUAACGGGAAUUUUUAGAAGUGGAUAUCUUUGGAGAUGAGUUUAAUGUCUUGAUGCUCCAGGAUUUGCAUUUUUCUCUAGAGUGUUCCAAAAUUAUUUUCUCCUAUGGUCUAGUGUAAUUUCUUGAAGAUCAGCAAUGUGAGAGAAACCAUUGGUGUUUCAAAUUGCAGGUUUCCAACAAAAAGGUGUGAUGGAGAUAUCACUUCUAAAAGUUCUUCUCAACAAUUUUUCUUCGUUCUUCCAUUUAUCAUCUCUUGACAACAUAAGUCAUGAACCAGCUCAGAAAUAUUACCAAAAGAUUGAAGAGAUGCUGAAGUUACUAAAGCCUGUGCUUGAUGCUAUUUCUGAUGCUGACAUAUUGUCUGAAGAACAGCUCCAGAAGGCAGCUGCAGAUCUGAGUCAUUCUGUAGAUGAACUGAGGGAGCUAUUUGAAAGUUGGCAUCCGUUAAGGAGUAAAAUUUAUUUUGUUCUGCAACUUGAAUCCUUAAAAUCAAAGAUUCGGGCUUCUGGUUUAGAGAUUUUUGAGCUGCUGAAAUCUUCUGAUCAACAUCUCCCUUUGGAAUUGAAUGCAUCAACUCUUGAGAUUUGUGCACAGAAAAUUAAACAGAUGGGUUUGGAACAAACAUCAGCUAUUAUCAAUAAAGCCAUCAGAGAGAAACUAGAUGGAUCUGGACCCAGCGCAGAGAGCCUGACAAGAUUUUCUGAUUGUCUGGGCUUAAGGUCAAACCAGGAACUUCUCAUUGAGGCUGUGGCCCUUGAAAAACUGAAGGAUAAUGCUGAACAAGCAGAAAAUAAUGGUGAAGUAGAGUACUUUGAUCAAAUGAUUUCUCUUGUUACCCACAUGCAUGAGCGCCUUGUUAUGAUGAAACAAUCCCAGAGCUCUAACCCUGUUCCCAUACCUCCUGAUUUCUGCUGCCCACUUUCACUUGAGCUGAUGACAGAUCCAGUUAUUGUGGCUUCUGGACAGACCUAUGAGCGAGCUUUCAUCAGAAAAUGGAUUGACCUUGGGCUGACUGUUUGCCCUAAAACACGUCAAGGUCUGGCUCACACGAAUCUUAUUCCUAAUUACACUGUAAAGGCGCUAAUUGCCAAUUGGUGUGAAAACAAUAAUGUGAAGCUGCCCGAUCCCAUUAAGUCUAUGAGCUUGAAUCAGCCUUCAUCACUUGCAGAUGGAGAGACUAUUACCCCCAAGGAUCCACGUGUCCUUCCUCAUUCUAGAAGCCACCGACCUAUAUCACCUGACUCAGGUCGAUCAACAUCACUUGGAAAGAACCUAUUUUCUUCUAGUGGAAUCCUUGGAGAGGGAACUUCUCCAUCACAUCCACGUUCAGCUUCAGAGGGUUCACUGCCAGUGGUAGCUGGAAAUAGUCAUGGGUUUGGUAUUGCAAGGUUAUCACUAAACGGUUCUGAAGACAGGUCAGCUAACUCGGAAGAGCAAAGUAUGGAGUCAAGCAGCCGACCCCCAACAUCACCAUCAAAAGAACAUUCUACUGCUAGUGGGGCCUCUGCAGCUGAUGAGCAAUCGUCUUCAGGCCAUAAGCUAACAGCCUCAUCUUCCAAUGUGCUUGGUAAUGUGAAUGUUUCACAAGGGUUAUCAGCUGAUGGCAACGAGGACUCCUCACGAGCAACAGCCUAUGGUAGUGAUGCUUCUGGGGAGCUCACAUCAGAGCCACAAGCUGCUAGUACCUUAAACAUUCCACAGAGAGAACCUGAGUUCCUUCCCAGAUUGGAGACAAGAUAUCGAAGCCAGACCAUGUGGCGCAGACCUUCUGAUAGGUUUGUUCCAAGGAUGGUAUCUUCACAUGCCAUUGAAACAAGGGCUGAUCUUUCUGGAGUUGAAACUCAAGCGAGGCAACUUGUCGAGGACUUGAAGAGUAAUUCACUUGAAGCACAAAAAAGAGCCACAUCUGAACUUAGAUUUCUUGCCAGGAAUAACAUGGAAAAUCGAAUUGUAAUUGCAAACUGUGGGGCCAUCAGUUUGUUGGUUAAUCUACUCAGUUCAGCUGACUCUAACAUUCAGGAAAAUGCUGUUACUGCACUCCUUAAUUUAUCAAUUAAUGAUAACAACAAAAGUGCCAUUGCCAAUGCUGAGGCAAUUGAACCUCUGAUUCAUGUUCUCAAGACUGGAAGCCCUGAGGCUAAGGAGAAUUCAGCUGCUACUCUUUUUAGUCUCUCAGUUAUUGAGGAUAACAAGGUUAAGAUUGGAAGGUCUGGGGCAAUAAAACCUCUGGUUGAUUUGUUAGGAAGUGGGACUCCCAGGGGAAAGAAAGAUGCUGCUACAGCUUUGUUUAAUUUGUCAAUAUUUCAUGAAAACAAAGCCCGGAUUGUGCAGGCUGGUGCUGUGAAAUACCUGGUAGAGUUGAUGGAUCCUGCUGCGGGGAUGGUUGAUAAAGCUGUUGCUGUUUUGGCAAACCUUGCUACUAUUCACGAGGGGAGGACUGCUAUUGGUCAGGAGAGAGGGAUCCCUGUUCUGGUUGAGGUUGUUGAGUUGGGUUCUGCAAGGGGAAAGGAGAACGCAGCUGCUGCUCUUCUACAGCUUUGCACAAACAGCAAUAGAUUCUGUAGCAUGGUGCUUCAGGAAGGAGCUGUUCCCCCAUUAGUUGCAUUAUCCCAGUCAGGCACCCCAAGAGCCAAAGAAAAGGCUCAGGCACUUCUUAGCCACUUCAGGAACCAAAGACAUGGUAAUGCUGGGAGGGGCUGACCAAAAAAUGAACUUUAAAUGGAUCCAAUGUUAAUACUGCUAUUUGAUAAUGCAGGUGAGAUGGCUGCCAAAGACAGACCUAGGCCUCAAAUGUUUCACAUGUGAGAGGUCUCCUGAAGCAGGACAUGAUGACCUGACCACUGCUUGCCGCUUGGCUUAUAAUUUCAUGCACUUCUUGUUUGUCACAGUCGUACUGCUAGUGCUGGCUUCUUGGUCUAUUGUUUUGGGCUCUGCUUGCUGACCUGCAAUUUUGUAGAUUGGCGUGGUUAUCUAUGAAUUAGUAUUUUUGGUCCCAAGGACAUGCCAACUACCAGGACAUAAAUCAAAUUACCUUCUCACCUCUUGUUUUAUCUAUUUCCUUUCUGCCCCGUGUCUUUCUCAGCUUCUCUCUUUAUGUAGGCGAUAGGCGAUAUUUAUGAUUAGGGUUUUUCUUUCAGGGUCCUUUGUAAUAUACAAGAUAAGUGUAAUUAGUUUUAACAUUAAAAAAUAAUUUAUUUUUUAAAAAAUAAA
Diospyros lotus (date-plum) is the source of this 3380-nucleotide messenger RNA. Its product is annotated as U-box domain-containing protein 4-like. Gene Ontology annotation, cellular component: cytoplasm; nucleus. The record is from RefSeq and is a predicted model, not a curated record. Gene Ontology annotation, molecular function: ubiquitin-protein transferase activity; protein binding. The transcript is spliced from 7 exons. The coding region runs from base 360 to 2870 and encodes 836 amino acids. Lineage: Eukaryota; Viridiplantae; Streptophyta; Magnoliopsida; Ericales; Ebenaceae. Gene Ontology annotation, biological process: protein ubiquitination.